CGCGCGCGCGCACACCAUUGUGUGGCUGACUCGGCCGCAGCUGCGGUGUGAGGCGCGUGUUCGGGCCUUUGCCGUCCCCGCACCCGCACCGCAGCCCAGCCCCGCGGCCCGCCGCACCUCAGCUAGCCCCCGGGAGCCCACCCGCCACGGCCAUGCCGCGCGUCUACAUAGGACGCCUGAGCUACAAUGUCCGCGAGAAGGACAUCCAACGCUUUUUCAGCGGCUACGGCCGCCUCCUCGAAAUCGACCUCAAAAAUGGGUACGGUUUCGUGGAGUUCGAGGACUCCCGCGACGCCGACGACGCCGUUUACGAGCUGAACAGCAAGGAGCUGUGCGGCGAGCGCGUGAUCGUAGAGCACGCCCGGGGCCCGCGCCGCGACCGCGAUGGCUACAGCUACGGAAGCCGCAGUGGUGGAGGUGGAUACAGCAGUCGGAGAACUUCUGGCAGAGACAAAUAUGGACCACCUGUUCGUACAGAAUUCAGGCUUAUUGUAGAAAAUUUGUCUAGUCGUUGCAGUUGGCAAGACUUAAAGGAUUUCAUGCGGCAAGCAGGAGAGGUGACUUAUGCAGAUGCUCACAAAGAACGCACAAAUGAGGGUGUAAUUGAAUUUAGAUCCUACUCUGACAUGAAGCGUGCUUUGGAUAAACUGGAUGGCACAGAAAUAAAUGGCAGAAAUAUUAGGCUUAUUGAAGAUAAGCCACGAACAAGCCAUAGGCGCUCUUACUCUGGAAGUAGAUCCAGAUCACGCUCUAGAAGAAGGUCACGGAGUAGGAGUCGCAGGAGCAGCCGCAGUAGAUCUCGAAGUAUCUCAAAAAGUCGCUCCCGAUCUAGGUCGCGGAGCAAAGGUCGAUCCCGAUCCCGCUCAAAAGGCAGGAAAUCCAGAUCAAAGAGCAAAUCUAAGCCCAAGUCUGAUCGGGGUUCCCACUCACAUUCAAGAAGCAGAUCUAAGGAUGAGUAUGGGAAGUCCCGAAGUAGGUCACGUUCUCGGUCCCCCAAAGAAAAUGGAAAAGGAGAUAUAAAGUCAAAAUCCAGAUCCCGGAGCCAGUCUCGAUCCCAUUCACCUCUGCCUGCUCCACCUUCAAAGGCCCGUUCUGUGUCCCCUCCACCAAAAAGAGCUUCCAGGUCCCGUUCUAGAUCUCGUUCAAGGUCCAGAUCAAGUUCCAGAGAUUAACCCUGAACUCUACGUUCUUUGCACACUAUUAAUGGAACACUUUCCUACUUGCUUAGGCAGUUACUCUUCCGAGUUUGUACUUGGCCUCUUCUUCAAGAGGAUUUCCUGAAAAGGGAACACAGGAAUUUAAUUUGUGGCCAAAUUUAAUGAGAAAAAGAUGAGGUUUUAAAGUGGUAGUAUGAAGCCCUGUCCCUUCUUUGUAGAAUUAAGAUAAUUUUGAUUUUAUAGCCUUUGAGCCUAAAAUAACUUUUGUAAAGAUUAAGCUCAUUUAGAUUUUUUUUAAAAAAUAUUGCAGCAGAAUCUGCUGCAGGGUUCUGUUGUUUUGUUUGCUUAUUUUUAAAUUAACUGUUUUAAGCUUUGGAUACUGCAGGCUUUACAGGGAGAACCCAAAUUUUCAAUUAUGUUGGCUUUUUAUAAAGCUUGAGUUAUGUAAGAUUUAAAUAAAAGUUUGCUACCAAGAUGAUUGCCUUAUUGAAUAGGUCACUACUUAGGGCCCUGUAAGUGUUGAUACCUGCCAUUGAUGGAGACAGUGUAAGUUGCACUGAAGUGUAAAAACAAGGCAAGCCUCAGACCAGCAAUAAAUUAAUCAGUUUGGAUAACCUUAAUUUGUGCUGUUAAUUAAAUCUACCAAAGUCUUUUUCUGCCCCUUUAAUAAGUUGAGUUAAAAGUAAAAGGGACUUUGUAGUUAGUGUCAUAAGAUGUUGUCCAGUUAAGAGGUUUUUAAAGAAACUAAAGGAUUACAAAUGAACUCCUCAAGAAGUAAGUCCUAGUACUUGGGAUCUUGUUAUCCUGUGUUCUGGAAGUGGUCAGUGUGAUUAGUGUUAGUGUAUGGUUUGGUGGUCUCUAAUGUUUUGAAAACAGAAGUAGCCUUUCUUUGAUUAGGAAUUUAGUUAUCUUACUCAAAGUGGGAAAAGCACAUAAUGCUGCAUUUUCUGCUGAAAGUUGCUUAUAUGUAACAGGUGCUUAGCAGACUACUUGGUAAGAUUUUUGUGGUUGGUUUGCAAACCAACAGUGACAUGAAUCAACUGAAAUGCUUUGUGCUUUAUACGUAAAGCAUUAUGAACACUGUGGAAACCAAGUUAAAAUAAACAGUGCGAACUUGUAGGAAUAACUAGACUUGCAGUUUCCAUGCAUCCAAAAGCCCAGUUUGUUGAGACUGCAAUCAAUAAGUGAAUUACCUUACGACCCUUUCAUUGUUCACACGUUUUAAAGUCAUUUCAUCCUAAAUACUUCCUCAGUCUUUAGUCAAGGUGUAGAUGAAUUGGCUUCCUCAGCUGUUGCUACAUAACCUAGCAAGGGUUGGAUUAUAGUGCUAUAGGGUUGCUCUGUGGGACUGAAUAAUCAGGCUGAGUGGGAUAUUGGGUAUUCAAGGGAAUACUUGGAAACAGGGAAAAGAGAAUGUUUUCAAGAAAUUUCUGUUACAAAAUCUAAAAGACUAACUUUAGGAAAUAGUGUCAGAUAAAGCUGCUGCUUUAGUCAUCUUUUCUUUGAUGCUUUGUUUAGAUGUUUAUAAGAAAUAGGUUUAUUUUUCCAGUGUAAAUUUCAGAAGUUAAAAGAAAAUUGUUUCUGGUCAUAGAUUACCAUUUUGCCUGUUCAAAGACAGAAGUGAUGGCUCUUUAAGAAUUGGGUUUGACCAAAGUUCUUUGUUUUCAGGGGAAAAUAUUUAAAAGCUUUCUGAGCCAGUCUUUUAAAGGGAGGAAAGGUUAUCAGUAAAAUUAGGCUUUCUGACUGCAUGCAUCUUCAACUGGGCUUGCCUUCUACUAAUGUAGUACAUGAUGGAGGCAUUUGACUAUUUUUAGCUGCCCCAAUAAGCAUAUAAUGUAUAGGUAAAUGCCAACAUCCAUAUAAGUUUUCUAGGGGCAAAGGCCAUUUUAUUAAAAAUCUAGGUCUAGACCCUAGUUGUUAAAUACACUGAAUAAACCACUGACUGCAUUUAAAGCAUUUGCCUUAGCAAAUUUGACUUAAAAUGUUUAGUUCCUUACUGACUAGUGAAUUCAGUUCUACCAACUAAUGCGCAGAAUCUAAGAAUCCCAUCUUGCACACACAUUGGUGAUGCCCUGGGUGGAGUAUCAACAGCACCAACCGAUAAAAGAGCACAAGAGAAGUGGGGAACAUCUUGAGUCCUGUUGGACGUGAUAGCGUUUCUUGAUAUGCCACAGUGCCUUUAUGGCCAGUUUGAGUCCUGCCUACUUCAGCCUUUAUGUUCCCACUCCUCCUGUGUUAACAUUGCUUUCAUCUUGGAUAUUCUUUUUUUCUACUUUGUUAACCUAUUUUAUGCUUUAUCUCAAUAAAACGCUUACCA
Chionomys nivalis (European snow vole) is the source of this 3474-nucleotide messenger RNA. RefSeq names its product serine and arginine rich splicing factor 6 (gene Srsf6). Gene Ontology annotation, molecular function: mRNA binding. Gene Ontology annotation, cellular component: cytoplasm; ribonucleoprotein complex; nucleus. The transcript is spliced from 6 exons. The record is from RefSeq and is a predicted model, not a curated record. Lineage: Eukaryota; Metazoa; Chordata; Mammalia; Rodentia; Cricetidae. Gene Ontology annotation, biological process: alternative mRNA splicing, via spliceosome; mRNA splice site recognition. Bases 153 to 1172 code for a protein of 339 amino acids.